Messenger RNA from Marchantia polymorpha subsp. ruderalis, 1871 nucleotides. The record is from the annotation of a GenBank genome assembly. NCBI's taxonomy places the organism in Eukaryota, Viridiplantae, Streptophyta, Marchantiopsida, Marchantiales, Marchantiaceae.
AUGACAGGAUGUGGACGGUAUCGGAAAGCGGAUUCAGGUGCGAAAAUAUCCACGGCCCCGUUUGGAGCUGCUGCGGGCUCGCACAAAAUCGAACUGCGCACGACUCAGUGCCUCAGUGCUGCAGCUACACACGCUCGCUCCAGAGACGAACGAGCUGCUGUCGUGUGAGCUGAAACAAUGGCGUCCAUCACCGUGGGAGCAUCGGCCGUCAGCUCCAAGCUCACACUCCAAGCCCAGGCCACCUCGGCAGCUCGCUCGUCCAAUGUUGCUGCCCAGGCUGCAUCAUUCAAGAGGUCAAGCCUCGGCGAGUUCUCCGGACUGAAGGCGUCUUCAGCAGUUACCUUCGGCAAGAGCAGCAGCGAGAACGGAUUCUUCGAUGCCGUCGCCAGCCAGGUGGCAGUCAAGGCCGGCGCCAGCGGAGCCAUCAAGGGCGAGACCAGCGCCAAGCUCCGCGUCGCCAUCAACGGGUUCGGUCGUAUCGGUCGCAACUUCCUGCGCUGCUGGCACGGACGCGGAGACGAGUCGCCCCUCGAGGUCGUGGCCGUCAACGACAGCGGCGGUGUCAAGAACGCCGCUCACUUGCUGAAGUACGACUCCAUGCUCGGGAUUUUCAAGGCCGACGUGAAAGUUGGCGACGACACCACUCUGCUCGUCGACGGCAAGCCCAUCACCGUCGUGUCCAACAGGGACCCGCUGAAGCUGCCGUGGGCUGAGCUGGGCAUCGACAUCGUCAUCGAGGGAACCGGAGUGUUCGUGGACGGCCCCGGAGCCGGCAAGCACAUCCAAGCCGGAGCCAAGAAGGUGAUCAUCACCGCACCCGCCAAGGGAGCUGACAUUCCCACCUACGUUAUGGGAGUGAACGAGGGUGACUACUCCCACGAAGUCGCCAACAUUAUCAGCAACGCCUCGUGCACCACCAACUGUCUCGCUCCUUUCGUCAAGGUGCUCGAUGAGAAAUUCGGAAUCGUGAAGGGAACCAUGACCACCACCCACUCUUACACCGGAGACCAGAGGCUGCUGGACGCAUCGCACCGGGACCUGAGGAGGGCGCGAGCGGCGGCGCUGAACAUCGUGCCGACGAGCACGGGAGCAGCGAAGGCCGUGUCGCUGGUGCUGCCGCAGCUCAAGGGCAAGCUGAACGGGAUCGCGCUGCGCGUGCCCACGCCGAACGUGUCCGUCGUGGACCUGGUGAUCAACACCGAGAAGAAGGGCCUGACGGCCGAGGACGUCAACAACGCCUUCCGAGAGGCCGCCAACGGCCCGCUCAAGGGCAUCCUCGCCGUGUGCGACAUCCCCCUGGUGUCCAUCGACUUCCGCUGCUCCGACGUCUCCUCCACCGUCGACUCCUCCCUCACCAUGGUCAUGGGCGACGACAUGGUCAAGGUCGUGGCCUGGUACGACAACGAGUGGGGCUACAGCCAACGUGUGGUCGAUCUGGCACAUCUGGUAGCAGCGCAAUGGCCAGGAGUGGCCAAGCCCAGCGGAGACCCUCUGGAGGAAUUCUGCGUCACCAACCCGGACACUGACGAGUGCAGGCUGCAUGACGUUUAGAGGAAUGAGAGCACAGGACGCAGGGUCUGAAGUGUAGAUUACUUGUACUUUACUCGUCCGUGGAAGGAAUAUAGCUCCCUGGGCCUUAGUCAAUUCAGGCCCGUCACAGAUCAAUUCUCUUCCCAGAUCGGAUGAUACUUUCAGGGCGGCAUCCAUUUCCAACAGGUUCUCCAUCAUGCCGAAAUUUCGACUUCUUUCAACGUAUGGGCAGCUUGUCAAUCCGACGACAACAAUGGAAUAAGAAUUUGUGUAAACGGCAAUCGGUCGUUGUGCAUUCCGACCAUUGCAGCAGUAAAUUUCGAAUGUUUCUAAAAUUCCGU